UCCACAAAGCUCCAAAGGCCAAAACUACCUUCCUGCUCAAGACAUUUUUUUUAGUUAUCCAUCCCAUCCCCCGUAGGCUGUUGGAUAGCGCGCGGUGCAGCCGAGGAGACCUCGCGGUCGAAGAACGAAGACAACCUCUGUUUCCGGCGAGACGGCGAUGAGGAACCCGCCGGGCAGGCACCUCCUCCGCCUCAGCAGCCGCGCCGUGCGCUCUUCAUCCUCCUCGUCGGCGCUCGGCCCCGGCGCCGGCGCCUCCACCUCCGCCGCGUCCCCACGCCCGCGCGCCGUCGCGAGCGGGCGGCCCCUGCGCGCCAGCUCCCCGCCCCCGCCUUCCGCGGUCGCCGCCGCCGCGUACUGGGAGUCCCGCGCGCUCCGCCGCGACGGGGAGGAGGAGGGGGACUGGGAGGAGGUCGUCGCCGGAGCCGGCCCCUCCGGUACCGGGGAGAUGGAGGAAGAAGAGGAGUACAGGGUGGUGUUCUGGUCCCCGCCCACCAUAGACGAGGUCACCGGCGCAGUCACCAGCAUCCAGGAGGUAUUUGAGAAUCCUCUUGGAGACACAACUGACAGACAGUUGUCUGCAUCAGGACAUUCAUCUGGCAAUUCAUCUGGAUCAGAUGACUGGAUUGAACCUGCUGCCUAUGUUCUUAACUCUACUGCACUUCUUUCAAGGGAACAUAGGAAUGUUUUGGAUGCUUUCCGUCUGUUGCAAAAGGAUCCCACCGUUCAGAAAAUGGUUAUGUCUUUGUCAUGCGAUAAGGCUGUUUGGAAUGCUGUCAUGAAUAAUGAGGCAGUUCAAGAUUUCAGGAGAUCUUUACAUGAUGGAAAAGAAAAUGACAAAAAGGGAGACACUGGUGGUCCAGCUGAAGUGCUUAAGUGGAUCCUGGAAAGUGCCCAGGCAAAAAUAGUUGAAUUCCUUGAGAAUGUUAUGAAGAUAAUCAACAUGCUGAUCCACCCUCAAGAGGAUGAUGAUAAGCCAGAUGCAUACAGUGAUGCAGUUAAGGUGUCGUUCAUGCUCACGGUAUUCGUCUUCAUCGUGGUGGCCAUUGCUCGUAUCAAUUAUGAACAUUGGGAUUUCAAAGUGUGGUGAGGCAGAUUCUGGCAUUCUACAAGCUCGUCUGUAUAUGUUUUGUAGAACACACCAAGCUUCAUAACUUAGCCUAUACAAAAUUUUACAAGGGAAUGUUGUUGUUCUGGGUCAUAUUUGUGUGCCGGAUGGACCUCUGUAGCUACGCCUCCUACUCCAGCAGUCCAGCAUCAGCAAAUUUCAUGUUUGCAGUCCUUCAUCGUAAGGAUACAACAUUAACUGUUGAAAUAGCCCGCAUAAAUGUCAAUUGAUAAAAUUCUUUGUAUAAAUAAAGUUACAGGCUGACUUUGAUUUGAUUUGCUC
Molecule: messenger RNA, 1387 nt
Organism: Sorghum bicolor (sorghum)
Lineage: Eukaryota; Viridiplantae; Streptophyta; Magnoliopsida; Poales; Poaceae
Exons: 5
Coding region: 158-1087 (309 amino acids)
Source: RefSeq, a predicted model, not a curated record